Messenger RNA from Physella acuta, 2450 nucleotides. Its product is annotated as mitochondrial Rho GTPase 1. Gene Ontology annotation, cellular component: mitochondrial outer membrane. Gene Ontology annotation, biological process: mitochondrion organization. Lineage: Eukaryota; Metazoa; Mollusca; Gastropoda; Physidae. The record is from RefSeq and is a predicted model, not a curated record. Gene Ontology annotation, molecular function: GTPase activity; calcium ion binding; GTP binding.
AGGCCUACUACAUCUACAAAUAUAUGGAUCUAUUAAAAUGGCAAAAAGUUUCAUGAAACACCGCAUUGGGAAUCUGAAAGAUGACCGACAACAUAACUGAGUUAGAUUUGGGAGUCUAAACUAGAUUCUAGAUCUGGAUGAAAAAGUUAUUGCGAUAUCUUAGUUGAUUUUAAACGUAACAAAUACAACAUAUACAAUGCAAAAAACCAGAUUUAAUAACACACAAUAAAAAAAAGAAUGUUAUAGCAAGUGUUUUGAAAAUGUUACCUUAUUAACAGUAUUGGUGUGAAAAUAAUUUUAUGGCAUUCUUCUGUGACAAGUGCUGCUCCUGAAUUUAUUUAUUGUGUGUUGUGACUGAUGAGACUUACGAUUGUAAUAUAUAUUAAUUUAACACAAGAUGGUUUCUUAUAAACGUGAUGUGAGGAUACUUCUUGUUGGUGAUGAAAAGGUGGGCAAGACUUCACUUAUUCUCUCCCUUGUCAGCGAAGAGUUUGCAGAGGAGGUGCCAGCACGAGCAGAAGAAAUCACUAUUCCUGCAGAUGUUACCCCAGAACAUGUACCCACAUGCAUUGUGGAUUAUUCAGCCCAAGAUCAAGAUGAAGAUGUGUUACAGGAAGAGAUUAAAAAAGCUAGUGUUGUGUGUAUAGUGUACUCUGUAGUGGACGAGGACUCUAUUCAAAGGUUAACAACAUACUGGCUGCCUUACAUCCGUUUUACCCUUGGUGAUGAUCAUCACACACCAGUAAUACUUGUAGGAAACAAAGUAGAUCUUACAGAUAUUCAAACAUUAGAGAGUAUUCUUCCUAUUAUGAAUGACUUUGGUGAAGUGGAGACGUGUGUUGAGUGUUCUGCCAGAACUUUGAAAAACAUUAGUGAAGUAUUUUAUUAUGCACAAAAAGCUGUGUUGCACCCUACAGCACCAGUUUACAAUCCUGAUGAAAAGGAGCUGACAAGUCAAGCAAAGAAAGCUCUUACCAGAAUUUUUCGUAUUUGUGAUAUGGACAAUGACAAUGUGCUCAGUGAUAAUGAAAUCAACAUGUUUCAGCUAAAAUGUUUUAACUCACCACUUCACCCUCAAGCACUGGAAGAUGUUAAGGCCAUAGUGAGGAAAAAUGUCCCUGAUGGUGUCCAGGAUGGAAUCACACUUAAAGGCUUUCUGUUUCUACACACACUUUUUAUACAGAAAGGACGGCAUGAAACAACAUGGACAGUGCUUAGAAAAUUUGGAUAUGAUGAUAGUUUACAGUUGACUGCAGAAUAUCUUUCUCCCAAGCUACUAGUUGGAGUAGGCAGUACAACAGAAUUGACAGCUCAGGGCUAUGAAUUUCUGGUUCGUCUGUUUGACAAAUAUGAUGAGGACAAAGAUGGGUGCCUGUCUCCAACAGAACUACAAAAUGUAUUUAGCACAUGUCCACUAAUGCCUUGGGGUCCAGAUGUCAAUAACACAGUCUGUACUAAUGGUGAAGGCUGGAUAACACUUGAUGGCUAUCUCGCACAGUGGACAUUGACAACCUUACUUGAUGUGACAAGAGCUAUAGAGUACCUGGCUUAUCUUGGCUAUAAUUAUCAGCAUGAGAGUCAACUUACAGCUAUUCAAGUCACUCGAGACAAGAAGUUAGAUUUGGAAAAACGUCAGACAGCUCGCAAUGUUUUCAGAUGUCAUGUCCUAGGAGCCAAAUCGGUUGGAAAGACUGCCUUUCUUCAGGGAUUGUUACAUAGAAACUUGCGCUAUGUAGCAACACUCAACAGACAGAAUUUAUCUAACUUUACUGUCAACACAGUCCAGGUUUAUGGCCAGGACAAGUAUUUGAUGCUUCAUGAGAUUGAUAUGAUGAUGAGUGAAAUGUUGAGCCCCACAGAACUUGACUGUGAUGUGGCUUGUCUAGUCUAUGAUGUGACCAACCCACACAGCUUUGAGUUUUGUGCCAGGAUGUACAUGAAACACUUCAUUGACUGUAAGAUUCCAACGCUAAUUGUGGCCUCAAAAGCUGAGUACCCUGAGGUCAGACAAGACUAUGAGCUGACUCCAGCACAAUUUUGUAGCCGUUUUAAAUUACCACCAGCUCAGCGGUUCACCUGCAUAGAUAAGGUCAACCACGAUGUUUAUGUGAAGUUGGCCACCAUGGCCGCAUACCCCAACCUGAAGCGUCUGGUGCAUAUGCUGCUGGUACAUCAGCGUCCACUGUGGUUGGAAGAAAGAUUAAGACAUGUGAGAGGACUGUUCCAGUCGUCACCCAACACAUAUCUCCAGGUCAGCCUGGGUCUGGCUGUGGCUGCUCUCUUAGGAUUUACAGUCUAUAAACUGGCUUCAUCUUCUUCCAAAGGAAGAUGAAAUACUUCAAACUUUUGUAAAUAAUAAUUGAAUCCACACAUCAUGUUUACCAUAGCCCAGAACUGAUAUCAAGACCUGUAGUUAUUGUAGCAUUAGUAAAAAGGUUUUUUAACAAUCA